CCCGCCUCGCCUCCCGCACCCGGCAGGUUCCCCACCCGGCAGCGCCGCCCGGCAGCUCCUCCUCGUCUCCGCCCCGCCGGCCGCGGGCGCRGGGGACGUCAGCGCUGCCAGCGUGGAAACCACCGCCGGGCGCGGGAGGCGGAAGUAGCGCCCGGGACUGCCGGGCCACCCACCGGACUCCGCCGGCCGCCUCAGCCAUGGACGCGUCCCUAGAGAAGAUAGCAGACCCUACAUUAGCUGAAAUGGGGAGGAACUUGAAGGAGGCCAUGAAGAUGCUGGAGGAGAGUCAGAGUAGAAGAGUAGAAGAUGAAAAUGGGAAGAAGCUCAUGUCAGAGGAUAUUCCAGGGCCACUCCAGGGAAGUGGACAAGAUAUGGUGAGCAUCCUCCAGUUAGUUCAGAAUCUGAUGCACGGAGAUGAAGAUGAGGAGCCCCAGAGUACCCGAAUCCAGAAUAUAGGAGAACAAGGUCACAUGGCUUUGUUGGGGCAUAGUCUGGGAGCUUUUAUUUCAACUCUAGACAAAGAGAAGCUGAGAAAACUUACAACUAGGAUACUUUCAGAUACUACCUUGUGGCUAUGCAGAAUUUUCAGGUAUGAAAAUGGUUGUGCUUAUUUCCAUGAAGAGGAAAGAGAAGGACUUGCAAAGAUCUGUAGGCUUGCCAUUCAUUCCCGAUAUGAAGACUUUGUGGUGGAUGGAUUCAACGUGUUGUAUAACAAAAAACCUGUUGUCUAUCUCAGUGCUGCUGCUAGACCUGGCCUGGGCCAGUACCUUUGUAAUCAGCUUGGCCUGCCCUUCCCCUGCUUGUGCCGUGUGCCCUGUAACACUAUGUUUGGUUCCCAGCAUCAGAUGGAUGUUGCGUUCCUGGAAAAAAUGAUUAAAGACGACAUAGAACGAGGAAGACUGCCCCUGCUGCUUGUUGCAAAUGCUGGAACUGCAGCAGUAGGACACACAGACAAGAUUGGACGUUUGAAAGAGCUCUGUGAGCAGUAUGGCAUAUGGCUUCACGUGGAGGGUGUGAAUCUGGCAACAUUGGCUCUAGGUUAUGUCUCCUCGUCAGUGCUGGCUACAACCAAAUGUGAUAGCAUGACACUGACUCCUGGACCGUGGCUGGGUUUGCCGGCUGUUCCUGCAGUGACUCUCUACAAGCAUGAUGAUCCUGCCUUGACAUUAGUUGCCGGUCUUACAUCAAAUAAGCCAGCAGACAAACUCCGUGCCCUGCCUCUGUGGUUAUCUUUACAAUACUUGGGACUUGAUGGGAUUGUGGAGAGGAUAAAACAUGCUUGUCAACUGAGCCAACGGUUGCAGGAAAGUUUGAAGAAAGUGAACCACAUCAAAAUCUUGGUAGAAGAUGAGCUCAGUUCUCCAGUAGUGGUAUUCAGAUUUUUCCAGGAAUUACCAGACUCAGAUUCAGUGUUUAAAGCUGUCCCAGCACCCAACAUGGCACCUUCAGCAGUCAACCGAGAGAGGCACUCCUGCGAUKCGCUGAAUCGCUGGCUGGGAGAGCAACUGAAACAGCUGGUACCUGCGAGUGGCCUCACUGUCAUGGACCUGGAAGUCGAGGGCACGUGUAUACGAUUCAGCCCUUUAAUGACAGCUGCAGUUUUAGGAACUCGAGGAGAGGAUGUGGAUCAACUAGUAGCCUGUAUUGAAAGCAAACUGCCAGUCCUGACCUGUACCCUACAGCUGCGUGAAGAGUUCAGGCAGGAAGUAGAAGGGAUGGCAGGUCUCCUAUAUGUUGAUGACCCCAACUGGCCUGGGAUCGGGGUUGUCAGGUAUGAACAUGCUAAUGAUGAUAAGAACAGUUUGAAAUCAGACCCAGAGGGGGAAAAUAUCCAUGCUGCACUCCUGAAAAAGUUAAAUGAACUGGAAUCUGAUCUUACAUUUAAAAUGGGCCCUGAAUACAAAAGUAUGAAGAGCUGUAUCUACAUUGGCAUGGCAAGUGACGACACAGAUGUUUCCGAACUAGUGGAGACCAUUGCAGUCACAGCCCGGGAGAUCGAGGAGAACUCUAGGCUUCUGGAAAACAUGACGGAAGUUGUUCGGAAAGGAAUUCAGGAAGCUCAGGUCCAGCUGCAGAAGGCGAAUGAGGAGCGACUUCUGGAAGAGGGAGUGCUGCGGCAGAUACCUGUAGUAGGAUCCGUGCUGAAUUGGUUUUCUCCAGUGCAAGCUUCACAAAAGGGAAGAACUUUUAACUUAACAGCAGGCUCUCUGGAGUCCACAGAACACACAUAUGUCUACAAAGCACAAGGUACAGGAGUGACACCACCUCCAACCCCCUCAGGCACUCGAAUCAAACAGAGACUUCCAGGCCAAAAGCCUUUCAAAAGGUCCCUGAGAGGUUCAGAUGCUGUGAGUGAGACCAGCUCUGUCAGUCACAUUGAAGACUUGGAAAGGAUGGAGCACCUAUCCACUGGACCCGAGCAAAAUACCCAAGAGAUGGCCCAUGGYCCUGAGCAACCCCCUGGGGAUUCCGUCCCUCCAGCUAGCCAUCCYGAGGCCCUCCAGAACAGGGCCCAGCACCCUGAAGAUGACCACCCACAGGAUCUCUAGUGUGAUCGAGUUGGAUUGGUUGGCUUCAAGGAGAACAGGUCUCAGCGGGACAGUGAGAGUAUAAGAAGCUGCCUCCUGCUGUCUCCAACUGCUGCUUUUCCUGGAGAUUGAGUAAGGACUGUGUCCACCAAGCUGUGGCAAGGCUUCUGUCUGGAACUGUCCUCUGCCACAAUUCCUUUUCUCCCUUUAUAUACUCUUUAUAAACAAAUUUAAGGACUCAUCUAUUAAGAGUAACUCUAACAUCUCUUCCCGACCAUGUGUGUAUAUAUAUAUAUAUAUAUAUGUAUGUGUGUAUGUGUGUGUGUGUGUGUAUAUACACACAUAUACAUAUAUAUGUAUAUUUUUAAAUACUGGUAAAGCUUUUAAAUCAGACUGAGCUCGUUUCUGUUUAAUAUCUGAAAGCCCGAAAGAGGCUGCUCCGAAGAGCCCGWCACUAAGUAUGCUGUGCAGCGCUCCUUAGGUGGAAUUCUCAAGUAAGUACCUUUGACCUGUCACUCUGGAGCACCUCCGGCUUCUCUUCCACUUGUAGCUCACCCUGGGCCCAGCUCAGAAAGGAGAGCCAGAGAAGUCAUCUCUCCCAGUCUGACCAGGCCAGACUGCUGCAAUUACUGAAGUAAGCUCCUCAUUCCUGCCCAUUUCUACUAUCCCAAAGCACCGCAUUCCUUCCAAUCGGGCCCCUGUGCCUUUUUUUUUAGCCUCACAAAGUCAAGCAAUGGGAGAGCAUAGAUGGGGAGGAAUUCACAAUGGAUCUGUGGAUUGCAGUGUUGGAGCCUUAGUUAUGCCACAUUAAGCCUAUAAUUAUACUGAUUUGAUGUGAUUUUUGACAUUUGGCACUUGUUAAAAUGCAAUUUUCCUUUUUUUUUUUUUUUUUUUUUUUACUUUUUUUGGGGAGAGGGGGUGCAGAUGAUCAAACACAGUCUUCCCUGUUUAUUUGGUGCAAUGAAGUAUAGCAGAUAACCAGGGGGAGGGGUAAAUUAUCACCUUUAACAAGAUUAAUUUUUAAAUGUUUUUAUAUAUAUAUUUGGAAUUGUUAAAUUGGUUUUGCUGAAACAGAAUUUCAUCCUUGAGAUACUAUUUGAAUGUUGGU
Molecule: messenger RNA, 3636 nt
Organism: Urocitellus parryii (Arctic ground squirrel)
Lineage: Eukaryota; Metazoa; Chordata; Mammalia; Rodentia; Sciuridae
Gene: Pdxdc1
Product: pyridoxal dependent decarboxylase domain containing 1
Biological process (GO): carboxylic acid metabolic process
Cellular component (GO): intracellular membrane-bounded organelle
Molecular function (GO): carbon-carbon lyase activity; pyridoxal phosphate binding
Source: RefSeq, a predicted model, not a curated record